AUUUAGACGGCAGUGUGACUCGUUCCUUUUUCUCCAGUCUGCUCGGGGCUGUCUGUAGUGCUUGUAGUCGGUAAAUUUACAACAUGGGUAAGGAAAAGACUCAUAUUAACAUCGUGGUUAUCGGCCACGUCGAUUCUGGCAAGUCCACCACCACCGGACAUCUCAUCUACAAAUGUGGAGGCAUCGAUAAGAGAACCAUAGAGAAGUUUGAGAAAGAAGCCUCUGAGAUGGGCAAGGGCUCCUUCAAGUAUGCCUGGGUGCUGGACAAACUGAAGGCCGAGCGUGAGCGUGGUAUCACCAUUGAUAUUUCUCUCUGGAAAUUUGAGACCAGCAAGUACUAUGUCACCAUCAUUGAUGCCCCUGGACACAGAGAUUUCAUCAAGAACAUGAUCACUGGUACUUCUCAGGCUGACUGUGCCGUGUUGAUUGUCGCUGCCGGUGUUGGUGAGUUCGAGGCUGGUAUCUCCAAGAACGGACAGACCCGUGAACACGCCCUGCUUGCCUACACCCUGGGAGUCAAACAGCUUAUUGUUGGAGUCAACAAGAUGGACUCCACCGAGCCCCCCUACAGCCAGAAGCGUUAUGAGGAAAUCACCAAGGAAGUCAGCGCCUACAUCAAGAAGAUCGGCUACAACCCCGCCACUGUUGCCUUCGUCCCAAUUUCUGGAUGGCAUGGUGACAACAUGCUGGAGCCCAGCACAAACAUGAGCUGGUUCAAGGGAUGGAAGAUUGAGAGGAAGGAAGGUGCUGCCAGCGGUGUUACUCUUCUCGAGGCCCUGGACUCCAUCCUGCCACCCAGUCGGCCCACCGACAAGCCCCUCCGUUUGCCUCUGCAGGAUGUGUAUAAGAUUGGAGGUAUUGGAACUGUGCCUGUUGGACGUGUUGAGACUGGAACUCUGAAGGCUGGUAUGGUUGUGACCUUUGCCCCUGCCAACUUGACCACUGAGGUCAAGUCCGUUGAGAUGCACCACGAGUCUCUUGUCGAGGCUCUCCCUGGUGACAACGUUGGCUUCAACGUUAAGAAUGUGUCUGUCAAGGACAUCCGCCGUGGUAACGUGGCUGGAGACAGCAAGAACGACCCCCCUCAGGAGGCUGGCAGCUUCACAGCUCAGGUCAUCAUCCUGAACCACCCUGGUCAGAUCUCUCAGGGCUAUGCCCCAGUGCUGGACUGCCACACUGCUCACAUUGCCUGCAAGUUUUCUGAGCUCAAGGAGAAGAUCGACCGUCGUUCUGGCAAGAAGCUUGAGGAUAACCCCAAGGCUCUCAAAUCUGGAGAUGCUGCCAUUAUUCUUAUGGUCCCUGGCAAACCCAUGUGUGUGGAGAGCUUCUCUCAGUACCCACCACUGGGUCGUUUUGCUGUGCGUGACAUGAGGCAGACCGUCGCUGUUGGUGUCAUCAAGGCCGUUGACAAGAAAGCCUCCACUAGUGGAAAGGUGACCAAGUCUGCUCAGAAGGCUGCCAAAGCUAAAUGAAUCGUCCCGUCAGACACCCAGCAAGCCUCAUUGAUAUCCUACACUGCAAUGUCUCAGAACCUGAGCACGGUUUUAAAGGACUGGCUUAUGCUGAUAAAAACCCACCGUAAAAGCUUCAGAAGGAAAGGAGGAAACCAUGUAUUUCUGAACACCUUAGGAGAAAACGAUUAUAAAAAUAAACAAUGAUUAUUCAUCA
Sinocyclocheilus rhinocerous is the source of this 1668-nucleotide messenger RNA. Its product is annotated as elongation factor 1-alpha, somatic form-like. Lineage: Eukaryota; Metazoa; Chordata; Actinopteri; Cypriniformes; Cyprinidae. Bases 84 to 1472 code for a protein of 462 amino acids. The transcript has 8 exons. The record is from RefSeq and is a predicted model, not a curated record. Gene Ontology annotation, biological process: translational elongation. Gene Ontology annotation, molecular function: translation elongation factor activity; GTP binding; GTPase activity.